Saccharomyces kudriavzevii IFO 1802 is the source of this 2292-nucleotide messenger RNA. RefSeq names its product protein phosphatase regulator GIP4 (gene GIP4). The record is from RefSeq and is a predicted model, not a curated record. Bases 1 to 2292 code for a protein of 763 amino acids. NCBI's taxonomy places the organism in Eukaryota, Fungi, Ascomycota, Saccharomycetes, Saccharomycetales, Saccharomycetaceae. The transcript has a single exon. Gene Ontology annotation, cellular component: cytoplasm. Gene Ontology annotation, molecular function: protein phosphatase regulator activity; protein phosphatase 1 binding.
AUGGUAGACACGCAAAAGAGGAAAAAAGUGCUUGCAAAGGCGGCUGCCAGCGCUUCCAUCCCGGCAAUCAAGGGUUCUGUUCCGUUGGACUCGUUCGAUAUAAAGAUCAUUCAGUACAAAAACGCUCUUUAUAAGCUGAAUGAGUUGAGCAGGCUGCUAAACGUACUGGUGCCGCACUUGAAGAAAAAGAGAGACAACGACGAGUCAUACACAAUCAUCCCCCUCGUCAAUUUCAUCUUGUCGCUUUGUGAGGGCCCUAUAUUUAAUGUAAGUCCCGUAUUGGCCAAGAGAUACCAUCUACUCUGUCGGUUUCAGUUGGUAAAGCUUAACGACGUGCAACAGAGGCUGUCAACCAACUUUAUUGAAGUGGAAGGGUGGAUGUUCCCGGAAGAUGUACCUCUAGAUCACUAUAAAUCAUGUAUUUACAAUAAUUCGCUGCAGUGGAAGAUUCUGAAUUCUCUUUCCUGUAUUGCGCAGAAUGCUAUCAGUAUUUACAAUGCCAAAUUGAGGCAAAUUCUAUUGGAAAGGGAUGCAUAUAAGGCUCGCUCACUUCCGUUUGACACUUCGAUCAUCGAAGACUUGUUAAACCCGGUCGAGAUGUCAUUGAUCCUGGAUUUGGCAGUUUUAAUCAACGAUCCUAUAAGAGACAAGUCGACUUAUUCCUUUUACAAGUUGCAAUGGCAAGUCAUGGAAAAAUUGAACUCGUGUGUUCAUCUUAAAAUCUUCCCAAUUCUAAGAACCUACUUCAACCAAUUGCAGAAAUUUUCGGAAACAAGACCGGUUUCUCUGCCCAACUUACAAAAGGAUCUACCACAUUGGGAAUGGACUUUGCACAGGAUUUACACCUUCCAGUUACGAGUUUUUUCAGUGCUGUGUGUCAUCAUUAGUCUAUCUAGGCAAGUUUUUUUGCCGAAUAAGCGACACUUCUUGGAUAUCAAGGCAAGGUUGUCCAGCGAAAACACGUAUCAUUAUGAUUUGAUAAUCAGUGAGCUAGUGGCGUUAUUGUCUCCGGAGAGUAAUGAUCAUACGACUUUGCUGGAAUUGCAAGAGGAUUUGAAGUUCUGGACCCAAACGACUCUUGCGGAUAAUCACUUAUUAAGAACGCCUAUUUUCCAUCUUCAACCCGGUUUGAUCAUCGAACUGUUCAAUAAUCAGAUCAGCAAAAUCAUACCGAAACUGAGAUGUAUUAUGACACUAUUGUCCAAUUGGAUGGAUUGCUGGAAAUAUAUCGAAAAAAAUAUCAAAACCUUUGAUGAUUCGGAUGAGGACUUACAAGUGUUGCUGAAAGAAAAGUUGGAAAGAGAUAAAACUAUGUAUUUAGGACGCAAAAACGCGAAAAGUAGGUUGAAGAAAAAACCGUCAAUUACAAAGCUAUCAGCCUCUCCUUCUCCGUCUCCAUCCCCCGUGUCUUCAGCAAGCCCCUCAAGACAGGCCUCGUUAGAGAGCAUAAGGACGAGGGCAAGAGUGCACCUAGCCUCAACUUCAUCAAGGUCAAGGUCUCCCUCGUUGUCGCCUAUAAGAACAAAUUCCAACCACAAAGGUGUAGAAACAAAGAAGGCGGUGGUGUCUCCGGAGAAAAGAAGAAUAGUUAACGGGGGAAGGCCAAGAUCUUCGUCUUUACAAUCAUAUACGAACAAACAACAAACGACGUACCUGAAUUCUACAAGACAUCCGUCAAUAGUUCCACCUCAGAGGCCCAAUAGUCAAAGAUCCAAUUCUUUGCAGGCUUCCACGAUGACCUUAAAUCAAAAAAUCAUCCAGGACACAGUCCGCCAUCUGAUGAACAAACCCGGCUCUACGUCCAAUUCGUCCACGUCCUCGUCCCUAGCACCCUCACCAAAGAUAUCAAGCAUAAGUAACUCCUCAUCAGUGAAAUCAUCGAGCACUUUGACAAUCAAUGGCAGUGAUACCUUAGCUAUAGAAACACUGACUCUGGAUCCAGAAUCGGGCUCCGGCGGGGUAUUGAUCAAAAGAGUGAGAUUCGCUGGUGUAACGCCAAUGACGGAUGCAGAAAACCCCAAGCCGACAAAGAUGGGGUGGUACAAAAAGCCAGCAGUUCUACAUUAUCCGCCGAUACCUGCCUCGGCGGUGAUCAAGCCAUUACAGAGUAAGUCUAGAUAUAACACUCUAAGACAAGAAGAGGGGUUCACUUUCAGAAAGAGUCUUCGAGAUGGACUAGAGUUGGAAAAUGGCGAAUCUAACUCAGAAACUACAAUGAUGCCAUUUGGAAUCGAGAUCAAGGAAUCUGCGGGCCAUAGAAUAGCCUCUAAGAUCAGAAGUAAAUUGAGGUAG